Messenger RNA from Hemicordylus capensis (graceful crag lizard), 1848 nucleotides. RefSeq names its product tetraspanin 19 (gene TSPAN19). Lineage: Eukaryota; Metazoa; Chordata; Lepidosauria; Squamata; Cordylidae. The record is from RefSeq and is a predicted model, not a curated record. The transcript has 9 exons. Gene Ontology annotation, cellular component: membrane. The coding region runs from base 782 to 1537 and encodes 251 amino acids.
AUGCUUUGACCCGGCCUGCUUUCUGUCGCCGUCAAACACCAACCUCCUUCAGAAUCCGUGAGUUUACAGCACCGAGACUCAAUGUUACAGGAAGUGUAACCACGGCAACAAAGAAAAAAAGAUGGGGCGGAGGACGUCUGUACUACGGAAGCCGAGAUGGACUGAACUAAUUCUAUUUAAGUUUCGGGAGGAGGGGAAAAACUAGCAUAGAGAGACGGGUGGACAGGUUAGAACUGUGAGAGUGUAAAAUGCGAGCCAGUCUAUUCAGAAUGUGCAGGUAUAAUUUAAACUCAGGGUUAGGGUUCUUUCAAAAGAAAGAACAUAUCUCCUCCUGGUAAUUGCUUUUUUAAUUUUUAAUUUUUUAAAAAAAGUUUGGAUUGCAGUGCUUUUUCUUCAUAAAUAGAAACUAUACAUAGCAGGCAGCCCUGUUGGUCUAUUAGAAAAAAUUGAGAGGCAACAAUAGUGUAAAAAACCAAAUCUCUAGUGCAUAUGAGUGAGAAAGAGAGAGGGAACGAAACAGAAACAGCUAUUGCUGGGUGCAGAGGUGCACCUAGGUAAUUUUGGAGCCUGGACCUAAAGGCCUUUGGAGGCCCCCCUCCCCUGCAAAUUAAGCAUCAUUUUUUUAACCUGGUGGUGACCGCACCACCCUGGACAGACUAAAGAGGAUUUGGGGACCCCAAGGUCUGUGGAGGCCCUGGACUUUGGCCCCGAAGUCCAGGGUAAGAGCGACUCUGCGUGAUGGAUAUUCCAAAUUUGAGGUGCCAUUUAAACAAAAAGGAAAAUGAGAAAACAAGACAAACUCUUCAUUGUAAAAUACUUCCUAAAUAUCCUCAAUGGAAUUUUCUUGGUGUUCGGUCUUCUGCUUUUGACAUUUAGUCUUUGGAUUUCACUUAACAGAAACACAUUAUUCACCCUCUUAUUAUCUACAGAUGGACAGUCUCUGGUAUCUUGUGUUUCUAUUAUGGUGCUUGCCAGUGGAUUCAUCAUUGUUUUUAUUGGCCUGUUGGGAUACUUAGGAAGCCUUCAUGGAAUCAAAUGGCUAGUAGUUAUGUAUAUGGGUCUGCUUGUCCUCGUCCUUGCUAUGCAAGCUGCAGUACUUGUGCUACUCUACAGAGGAAAGGAAAUGAUUCCCAACUUGUGGAAAGUUCAGAUGGAUGAACUUAUUUCUACUUAUGGGAAUAAGAAUCUAAAUUCAGAGGAACACCAAUGGGAUAUUCUGGAUAACUUUCAGCGUAUGGUGCACUGUUGUGGGAGAUAUAAUUUCACAGACUGGAAAAAGAAUGAGCAUAAAGAGCAUGAAGGUCUGCUUCCAUGUUCUUGCACUACAUUUACCACGAAGAAAAGGUUUUGUGAUGCACUGGAAAAUGCAACGUAUACAAGGGGUUGCGAAGAAGAUAUCAAGAUGUGGUAUGAAAAUAAUGCCUGGCUAUUAAUUUCAAUUAAUUCUGGACUGCUAUCUGUAGACGUCCUUCAGUUCAUAGCUGCAGUAUGGCUGUUCAGAAUAAUGAAAAGCAGUAUAGUUUUGCCGAAAAAUUAGCAAAAGACUUGUGUUGUCUUUGUACUACAUGGACUCUAUACUAAAUAAAUAAUGUUUUCAAAGGCAUUUGGGUAUGCCCAUAAAUGAUUAUGAUGCCAGAAUGUAGCUUUCAACAUCAGAUGAUGGUGAACUGAAUAUAAUGAUGAAUGUAGUUUUGUGACUGAUCUGUAAUAUUAACAGAGUCUGCCACUCAGACUUGAUAUUCUGGUAGUUCUGAAUGAGGCAUAUUUAAUAAUAAAAACUCUUGGUUAUACCUUUUUGGAUUGGCCAAAACAAAUUGGUUGAUCACAAUAAAAAUGUGAGAUGAGUAA